Messenger RNA from Tachysurus vachellii, 3229 nucleotides. RefSeq lists its product as uncharacterized. The transcript has 5 exons. Lineage: Eukaryota; Metazoa; Chordata; Actinopteri; Siluriformes; Bagridae. The record is from RefSeq and is a predicted model, not a curated record. Bases 1 to 768 code for a protein of 255 amino acids.
AUGACGAUGAGGCUUCACAAAGCACACAGGCCAGAGAUGAGAGUCCCACAUCGACAUACCAAACAGAAGUAUGGUUUGGGAAUUAUCACCUUGUUUCCCUCACUCAGAGAUCCCCAAGGGAGGACUGGAUAUAUUCUUCAGGACUUCACUCUCCUCUUUGGGUCAGAAACUGCUUCCAGACUUUUGGAAAGGUGGCCAACUGCUUUCAAAGCAAAGGUUAUCAGACUAGCAGAAUCCUUGACUCCUACUCCACUGCUGAAAAGAUUACUGUCAUCUGCCAAACAGAACAGACAAGGCAGCGAGGCACAAGAUUCCCCAGAUUGGGACAGUGACACAUCUUCAUUCCUUCUGCUUCUGCAUCUCUUAUCACCCCAGGCUUCAGGAAGAAAGAAAAUCCAUAAGAUCAGUGUUUGUCAGGCUGUUGACCAUCUGGUGGUAUUUCACAAAACAUGCCGGAGUAUACAGGAACACCUUGAGACAGAAGAGAAUCGUCAACCAUACAUUCUUGCCUCAGGAUGCAGCAAGGAAGCCAUCAGUCAGUUCUUCAUCGUGGUUGAUAAAAAGAUCAUCCCCUGUCAAGCAUCCUCUUCACUAGCAGCAAUUGAUGAACUCUUCAAGGUCCAUUUUGUCUUCAGCAUCAGCUAUGAUCUUUCACUCAAAAAUCUAUACACUUUUGUCCAAACUACUGUCUACGGAAUUGAUGUUGGCACCACAAGUGAGAGCCCAAGGGUAAAGGAGCUCAGAGCUAAAUUUUUGAAUGAUGUUUAGAUGCUACAUCUGUAAAUCACUGCUUGCUACAACAGUCAAAUUAAUUCGGCACCUUAAACUUGUACAUGGUUUGUACCCUGGGAAGAAAUUUGAGCUAGUUUGUGCUCAGGAUGGUUGUAACUUGCAAUUUAAAAGUUAUGCAGGGUUUAGAAAACAUUUAACUAGAUUUCAUUUUGGAGGUGUAGCAUCAAGCAGUGCAAAUAUAUCACUACAACAUCAACAAGCUCCAAAUCCUGAUGAAGCAGUGUCACUUGUUGUGUCUGACACAGAGCAAAGAUCAGAUAAUGAUGCAAGUUUGCAAGAUUGUUCUUCUGUUUCAAGCGAUAGUUCCAGGGAAAUGUGUGCAUCGAUAAUAGCCAAAUUGCAGGGUAACGGAGUUGCAAACAGUUUAAUUAUGUCAGUUGUUGAAAGCAUGGAGGAUUUUGUUAAUGAUUUUCAUACAAGUUUAAGAGAGAGAAUUUUAAAUGUCGUGCCAGUUGAUAGCACAAGUAGAAGUUCAGUUGACGAAGUUUUUAAUAGUUUUCAUAAUCCGUUCUCUGACUUUAAUACCAAUACAAAAUGGAGGAAAUUUUUCAGUGAGAAAUGGGGGGUUGUCGAGCCCACUGAAAUGCAUUUAGGUGUCAGAUAUGAUUCAAGAAGAAAUAAAAUCUCUGGAAUGUUUGAACAGAUUCCAGUUAAUGACAUGUUCAUAUAUAUCCCUCUUCUGAAGACUCUUGAGUUCAUUUUUAGGAAUGAUGAAGUGUGUAAUCUCAUUCAAGGGAAACAGCAAAGUGAUAUGUAUCGAGAUUUUUGUGAUGGACAGUAUUACAAAAACCAUCCAUUGUACUCCAUCCAUAGUAAUGCACUUCAGAUCCAAAUUUACUAUGAUGAUUUCGAAACAGCAAACCCAUUAGGAUCUAAACAUGGGAUUCAUAAACUUGGCUGUUUAUAUUUUGUGCUUCGAAACUUGCCACCACACAUAAAUUCUUCCUUAAUGAACAUACAUCUAAUUUCUUUGUUCCAUUCUGAAGAUGCAAAAAAAUAUGGCAUGGACAAAAUACUUGACCCAUUAGUUGAUGAUGUGAAAGAACUUGAGCAGAAGGGAAUGAAGGUGUCAUUUUCUGAGGAGCCCAUUUUUGGGACUAUUGCGCAAAUUACCGGCGAUAACCUAGGUCUAAAUGCUAUUCUUGGUUACGUCGAGUCUUUUUCUGCAAAACAUUAUUGCAGACUGUGCCUCACUGACAAGGUUUUAGCACAGGAAGUAUUUAGUGAGGAUGAUCCGCGAGUAAUGUUGCGUAACCGAAACCUAAAUGAGGAGCAUUAUAAGUAUCUUGCUGACAACCCCAACCAAAACUCUUGUUACGGUGUUAAAAGAAAUUCUAUACUCAAUACCUUGACUUACUUUAAUGUAUCUGAGAAUUUUGUGCUGGAUAUUAUGCAUGAUAUCUUGGAAGGAGUUGCACAGUAUGAAGUGAAACUGCUUUUUGAAUACAUGAGUUGCAAUCUUAUUUCUUUCAAUUCCAUUCUUCAGAGAUUGUAUGCCUUCAACUAUGGCUAUUUGGACAAAAAUAACCGUCCAACUAAGGUCAACCUUCAGCAAGCAGGAAAUGGCAUUGGACUCAAUGCAAGUCAGACAUUGUGUCUCAUUAGGAACAUCCCUCUCAUAUUUGGAGAUGUAGUCCCAGAGGGAGAUAAGCACUGGCAUUUGAUGUUGCUCCUCUUACAAAUUGUUAAUAUUGUAUUUUCUCCUUGCAUUUCUGAAGGAAUGACAAUAUUUUUGAAGCAUCUGAUAGUAGAGCAUCACAGAUUGUUCAGGGAGUUGUAUCCUUUUAGGAAUCUGAUUCCAAAACAUCACCUUAUGAUUCACUACCCUGAAUGCAUCAGGCAAAUUGGUCCAUUGGUUCAUGUAUGGACGAUGCGGUACGAAGCGAAACACAGGUUUUUUAAGAAAAAUCUAAAAAAUUUCAAAAACCUGACUAAAUCACUUGCAAAAAAACACCAACUAGCCAUUGCCUAUCACUGGGAGUCAUGUACUAUGAAAGGUAUUGAGUCUGGCCCAGUUUCAAAUGAUUUGUUGUCUGACCAUGAACACUGUGAUUUUAUUUCACAGCAGCUCCACCUUGAUCCAACAAAUAACAGUCACACCAUGGGUUAAAUGUCGUGGUACUGAGUAUCGCUGUGGUCUUGUUGUUUGUUUAGACUUGGUUGAAGAUGCACCUGCCUUUGGAAAAAUUGUUAAAAUUUUUAUCAAGGAUGGAAUUUAUUUGCUGACCUCAUGUAUGGAAACCGAGUUUGUUGAACAUCUUCAUGCUUUCAGUAUUGUUGCACAAGAGCAUGGUCUUGUACUCAGAAAGCCUGAAGAAUUGUUUUACUACAAGCCAUUUGAUUUACAAAUGUCCUAUGGCAAUGACAGUCUAUUUUACAUCAUUUUGGAUUGUUAUUUGUAAUAAAUGUGAUGGAUUGGUGUGCUGGAAUAAAUUUU